CGAGCGGCGGCCGCGGCCUCCCCUGCUUGCGGUGACCCCCGUCGAUCCCGGGGCCCGCGCCCCCCCUGGGGCAGGGAUGCAUCAUGGCCACGCUGGCCUGCCGGGUGCAGUUCUUGGACGAUACGGACCCUUUCAACAGCACCAACUUCCCCGAGCCCAGCCGGCCGCCGCUGUUCACGUUCCGCGAGGACCUCGCGCUCGGCACCCAGCUGGCCGGGGUCCACCGACUGCUGCGGGCGCCGCACAAGCUGGACGACUGCACCCUGCAGCUCUCCCACAAUGGUACUUACCUGGACUUGGAGGCCACCCUGGCCGAGCAACGGGACGAGUUAGAAGGCUUCCAGGAUGACGCUGGGCGGGGCAAGAAGCACAGCAUCAUCCUAAGGACACAGCUGUCUGUGAGGGUCCAUGCCUGCAUUGAAAAACUAUACAACUCCACUGGACGAGAUUUAAGAAGGGCCCUCUUCUCCCUGAAGCAGAUAUUUCAGGAUGACAAGGAUUUGGUGCAUGAAUUUGUAGUGGCUGAAGGUCUGACGUGUUUGAUCAAGGUGGGAGCUGAGGCAGAUCAGAACUAUCAGAACUACAUUCUGAGGGCUUUGGGCCAGAUUAUGUUGUACGUGGAUGGGAUGAAUGGAGUAAUAAACCACAAUGAAACCAUUCAGUGGCUGUACACUCUCAUUGGGUCAAAGUUCCGCCUGGUGGUGAAGACAGCCCUGAAGCUGCUGCUGGUCUUUGUGGAAUACUCGGAGUCCAAUGCACCUCUCCUGAUUCAGGCCAUCUCUGCUGUGGACACAAAAAGGGGAGUCACACCCUGGUCAAAUAUCAUGGAAAUCCUGGACGAAAAGGAUGGGGUCGACACGGAAUUGCUGGUUUACGCGAUGACUUUAGUGAACAAGACCUUGUCCGGUUUGCCAGACCAAGACACCUUCUACGACGUGGUGGACUGCCUGGAGGAGCUGGGCAUUGCGGCCGUGUCCCAGCGGCACUUGACCAAGAAAGGGACUGACCUGGACUUAGUGGAGCAGUUGAACAUCUAUGAGCUGGCGCUCCGGCUGGAGGAUGGGGAUGAGACAGCAGAGCCACCCCCCAGUGGGUGCCGUGACCGCAGGCGGGCCAGCGUGUGCUCCGGAGGCACCGGCAGUGAGUCCCGGGGCCUGGACCGCAGGCGGAGCCGCAGGCACUCGGUGCAGAACAUCAAGAGCCCCUUGUCGCCCCCGUCCAGCCCCUGCUCCCUGACGGCUCCUGACUUCAAGCCCAGUCAAGUGCGAGAUCUCCGGGAAAAGGUUGAGGAGGAGGAGGAGGAGGAGCAGCCAGUCACGGAGCCCAAUUCAGAGGAAGAGAGAGAGGACGAUGCCCCCUGUCAGGGCAAGGACAGCAGCAGCGAGGCCCACCCUGCCUCUGAGGUCGCCACCGCCACCGGAACGGAUGCAGCCCUUGCCGCUGCCUCGCCGGGAACGCCGCUGCCGGCCAGUGCUGCGGCGGGGACCCCCUCGGACAGAGCGUCCUCGGGGCCCGCCCUGCGGCCGCCCCCCAGCCCCACCCCGGCCUCUCGGCCCUCCACUGCACCUGCUCCCCCGAAGGCGUCUCCUAGCAGAGAAAAGCUGCCCUACGUGCCCCACAGCCCCUUCCACCUCUUCUCCUAUGACUUUGAGGAUUCGCCCUUGUCCACCAAGGAGAAGGAAGCCGAGUCCCAGCAGGAAAGCAGUUCCUCUGAUUCUCUCCAUCUGAGCACCUAUUCUGCCUCCGAGCCUUACAACUUCCGGUCUUUCUCUUCCAAUAGAUACAGCAGCUUUGGCAACAACUCUCAUCACUCCUCGAGACCCUCAUCUGGAUCCAGCGUGCCCACCACCCCCACGUCAUCCCUCUCGCCCCCACAGGAGGCCAGGCCUGAAAGGUCAUCACUGAGUGGUCUUCUCACGUCAUCCUUUAGGCAGCACCAAGAGUCCUUGGCAGCAGAGAGAGAGAGGCGGCGACAGGAGAGGGAGGAAAGGUUGCAGAGAAUAGAGCGAGAGGAAAGAAACAAAUUCAGCCGAGAGUAUUUAGACAAAAGAGAAGAACAAAGACAAGCAAGAGAAGAAAGAUACAAAUACUUGGAGCAGUUGGCAGCUGAGGCGCAUGAGAAGGAGCUGAGAAACCGGAGUGCGAGCCGGGGCAGAGCUGACCUCUCCUUGGACCUGACCUCACCGGCAGCCCCCGCCUCCCCCGCCCCCCUGGGUCAUAGCCCUUCAUCUCUAGACUCGCAGGAGGUUCCCACGGUAUCAUCCUCCUCCCCAGGAACGCCUCAGCAUCCCCAAGCCAGCGCCGGGGAGCCUGGGCCUGAACCGGAGGCAGACGUGGAGGCAGAGGUGGGGCAGGUGGCCGAUGAGGCCAGCCAGGAGCUAGCGCCUGCCGGAGUGGGAGCCGAGAGCGAGGUGGAGCGGGCCCUGGAGCCCGAGCACGAGGAGCGAGCCUCCCUGAGUGAGAAGGAGCGGCAGAAUGAGGCGGUGAACGAGCGUGACAACUGCUCGGCCUCCAGCGUCUCAUCCUCCAGCAGCACGUUGGAGAGGGAGGACAAGGAGGACAAGCUCUCCCGGGACAAGGGCACAGGUUUGUGGUCCGCGGGUGUUCAGGAUGCCGGCGUAAGCGAGCGGUGUGGCGACAUCCUCACCGGCAGGCGGUUCAUGCUGGACAUGCUGUAUGCCCAUAACAGAAAGCCCGCGGAUGGCGAGGAGAAGGGGGAGGGCGAGGCCGCGAGGGCCGCGCAGGGGGCAGAGGCGCUAGCCAGUCUGGCUAGCCGGAUAUCCACCCUGCAGGCCAGUUCCCUGGCCCAGGAUGAGAGCGUCAAGAGGGUGGACGUUGGCUGUCUGGACAACCGGGGCAGUGUGAAAGCCUUCGCGGAGAAAUUCAACAGUGGGGACCUAGGGAGGGGGUCCAUCUCCCCUGACGCGGAGCCCAAUGACAAGGUUGCAGAGAAGACAUCAGCUCAGCCCAAGACGGAAUCUGACUACAUCUGGGACCAGCUCAUGGCCAAUCCCAGGGAGCUCAGAAUCCAGGACAUGGAUUUCACUGACCUGGGUGAGGAGGAUGACAUUGAUGUCCUGGACGUGGACCUGGGUCACCCGGAGGCCCCAGGGCCACCUCCCCCGCCCCCACCCACCUUUCUGGGUCUGCCGCCCCCACCCCCUCCACCCCUGCUGGACAGCGUGCCUCCCCCUCCAGUCCCCGGUAAUUUAUUGGCUCCCCCUCCAGUAUUCAACGCUCCUCAGGGCUUAGGGUGGCCCCAGGUACCCAGGGGUCAGCCAGCAUUCACCAAGAAAAAGAAGACCAUCCGUCUGUUCUGGAACGAAGUCCGGCCUUUUGAGUGGCCGUGUAAGAACAAUGGCCGCUGCAGAGAAUUCCUGUGGUCGAAACUGGAACCCAUUAAGGUGGACACCUCCAAGCUGGAGCACCUGUUUGAGUCUAAAUCGAAGGAACUGUCCGUCUCUAAGAAAACGGCUGCAGAUGGAAAAAAGCAGGAGAUCAUUGUCCUGGACUCCAAGAGGAGCAAUGCUAUUAACAUUGGCCUGACGGUCCUGCCCCCUCCAAGAACGAUUAAGAUAGCCAUUUUGAAUUUUGAUGAAUAUGCCUUAAACAAAGAAGGGAUUGAGAAAAUUCUAACCAUGAUUCCCACGGAAGAGGAGAAGCAGAAGAUUCAGGAAGCACAGCUGGCCAACCCUGAGGUGCCCCUGGGCAGCGCAGAGCAGUUCCUCCUGACACUCUCCUCCAUCAGCGAGCUCUCGGCACGGCUCCACCUCUGGGCAUUCAAAAUGGAUUAUGAAACUACAGAAAAGGAAGUGGCAGAACCACUUUUGGACCUGAAGGAAGGAAUAGACCAGCUGGAGAACAAUAAAACCUUGGGCUUUAUCCUGUCUACUCUCUUAGCCAUUGGGAACUUUCUAAAUGGAACUAAUGCCAAAGCGUUUGAGUUAAGCUACCUCGAGAAGGUUCCAGAAGUCAAAGACACGGUGCACAAGCAGUCACUUCUCCACCACGUGUGCACCAUGGUGGUGGAGAACUUCCCGGACAGCUCGGACCUGUACUCGGAGAUCGGGGCCGUCACGAGGUCAGCCAAGGUUGACUUUGAUCAACUUCAGGAUAAUUUAUGUCAGAUGGAGAGACGAUGCAAAGCUUCAUGGGAUCACCUCAAGGCAAUUGCAAAACAUGAAAUGAAACCAGUUUUAAAACAGCGAAUGUCAGAGUUCCUAAAAGACUGUGCAGAGCGGAUUAUAAUUUUAAAAAUUGUCCAUAGGAGAAUAAUCAACAGGUUCCACUCCUUUCUCCUCUUUAUGGGCCACCCACCAUAUGCAAUUCGGGAAGUGAACAUAAACAAGUUCUGCAGGAUCAUCAGUGAGUUCGCACUGGAGUACCGCACCACCAGGGAGAGAGUUCUGCAGCAGAAACAGAAACGGGCCAACCACAGAGAGAGAAACAAGACCCGGGGGAAGAUGAUCACUGAUACUGACGAAGAAGACGAAGUCGAGUCUGGCAAGUUCUCCAGCGGUUCCCCGGCACCCCCGAGCCAGCCGCAGGGCCUGAGCUAUGCAGAGGAUGCUGCUGAGCAUGAGAACAUGAAGGCUGUGCUGAAGACCUCGUCCCCGGCCGUGGAGGACGCCACCCCGGCGCUGGGCGUCCGCACCCGCAGCCGCGCAAGCCGAGGAUCCACUAGUUCCUGGACUAUGGGCAUGGAUGACUCGCCUAAUGUCACGGAUGAUGCCGCUGAUGAGAUCAUGGACCGCAUCGUCAAGUCGGCCACCCAAGUGCCCAGCCAGCGAGUGGUGCCGCGGGAGAGGAAGCGCUCCCGCGCCAACCGGAAGUCUCUGCGCAGGACCCUGAAGAGCGGCCUGACUCCGGAAGAAGCGCGGGCCCUGGGCCUGGUGGGCACCUCAGAGCUGCAGCUGUGACCCCCACGGUGCCCUCAGAGGCGUGUCUGCGCCGAGUGCAAGCUCCUGCUGGUGGGGAGCCCCUCCGGUGGGAGGUGUGGAGACUCUAACGCCUGAAGCUUCUGAAGGUGGGGCACGCAUGUCUCGGUGUCACCGCCCGGCUUGUGACUCGGAUCCCGACGUCCCCUUCCUGUACUUUCUUCAUCGUGUCUGCUGUGUGUCUCUUCUUUCCUUGACACCUGGCUUAGUAGUUCCAAAAGUGUGACACCUUUUCUGUGCCAGGAGCAGCCCCUUUGCAGGAGCAGAUCACUUCACAGUUACCGUGGUCAUGAGGCAGUUUGGUUAGGUUCACAGACCGGGUCCCUCCACAACACCAAAACAUGCAGAUGUCAACUCCAAAAAAGAAAGCACAGAUUGUUUACUGGUUGUGGAUUUUAGAUGUACUAUUAAUAAAUGUUUAUAUAAAUUCAUAAAUGUACACCCUGUUUCAAAUACUAAAUAAACAGAGUUUAAUGCCGUAACUGGAAACCUUUAUUCUCCUGCAUAGAACCUUUAAUAGCUCCAUAGGCUCGGCUCCUUCUGGAUCCACAAAACCUCUUCUCAGGCUCAUGAGAAGGACCCUGACUCCGUAUGGCCUCCAAGCCCUUUGGAUUUCCUUUUAUUUGUUAACUGAGUGAGAAACGCUGACGUGUGCUCUUUGUAACUCCAGAUUAAUUAGGCACGGUCUUCCUGGCAGUACAAGUUAGCAAUAACCUCCCAUGUAUCACCUUGCCCGCAUGCUUUGUUUUUGCUCCUUUUUGAUGCUGAAGCAAAAACUAGAGUAGCGUUUAAAAAAUGUGAAUUCUGCAACUCACUCACUGGCCUCUAAUGUAAAAAUUCAUUUUCUCAAAGAAUUUACUAAGUCACCAAAAGAAAAACGA
Messenger RNA from Budorcas taxicolor (takin), 5818 nucleotides. It is a transcript of the gene FHOD3, whose product is annotated as formin homology 2 domain containing 3. Gene Ontology annotation, cellular component: cytoskeleton; cytoplasm. The transcript has 29 exons. Bases 84 to 4919 code for a protein of 1611 amino acids. The record is from RefSeq and is a predicted model, not a curated record. NCBI's taxonomy places the organism in Eukaryota, Metazoa, Chordata, Mammalia, Artiodactyla, Bovidae. Gene Ontology annotation, molecular function: actin filament binding. Gene Ontology annotation, biological process: cardiac myofibril assembly; cortical actin cytoskeleton organization; actin filament network formation.